AUGGACCCACCAAACGCUACUCGUGGACGAGGAAGAGGAAGAGGCUAUGGACGAGGCCGUGGCAAUAACGAUAGAGUACCACGCUCUCAUACCAACUAUACUCCAGUCCCACGCAUAGCGCUCCUGCAUCCCGGAACACCGGUAUCGAUUGUUUUGAAAAUGGAUCAGGGGAGUGGGAGGGAAGUGAAGGGGUUUGUGGGAGAGCUUUUGACGAGGGGGGAUCAUCCGAGGGGUGUGAAGGUUAGGUUGAGGGAUGGACGGGUAGGGAGGGUGCAGAGGUUGUGUACAGAGGGGGAGGCAGAGGAGGGAGAGGGGGGAAUGAGGGGAUUGGGGAGGAAUGGGGAAGUGGGUGGGGGUGAGGGUGGGAGGAGUGUUGGUCAGGAUGAGAGGACAGGAGGUAUGUGGAGGGGAGGAGGGAGCGGUGGCAAAACGUACUCGGAUUUCAGGACAGAUGGGUAUGACGCAUCUUCCGCGGCAAGCACCAGUGCAGGGGCUUGUCUGGAAGAUUAUAUUGUUGUGAAAGGAAAUCGUAAGGGGAAGAAAAGUACAGCUGAAGAAAAUAGAUUUAAUGAGGGGAGCAUCAUGGAGCAAGAAGAGAGCGGUAGAAAUGACGAGGAAGAAGUAUUGGAGGGAAGAUCAACAGGAGAUGUGUUCAAAUCCGCGAUGAGUACAUGCCCGGUGUGCGGAGAGUUUGAGGGCGAUGAGAUAGCGGUUGCGCAUCAUGUUAAUGGUCAUUUUGAAUAG
Molecule: messenger RNA, 744 nt
Organism: Botrytis byssoidea
Lineage: Eukaryota; Fungi; Ascomycota; Leotiomycetes; Helotiales; Sclerotiniaceae
Exons: 1
Coding region: 1-744 (247 amino acids)
Source: RefSeq, a predicted model, not a curated record